CACCAGUAAAUUUGUACAUGCCCGAUUGAAGUUGCCAAAAAAGCUAAGUAGUUGCAUAUGGAGUUUUAAAUUUUUGCAAAGCAAAAAUUCCAGUUUUGAAACAAUGUCGACUCUAUUCCCUAAACUUAGAGAAGCUCCAACUGAUCCCUACUAUGAUGAUCCGAAAAAUAGGACAGUACCUGCGGAUGCCCGAUUUCACAACGCGAAUGCAACUGAAUGGUGUUUUACAUCGUUUGUAGACCAUACCAAGUGCCUUCGACUUUUGGGUGAAAAAUGCGAAUGUUGCCGGCAAUUUGAAAAGAUUUUUAAAGCCAUAUGCCCAAACGCUUGGGUUGAAAGGUGGAAGGAACAAAUCGAGGAAGGAAUUUUCCCAGUGGAUCUACCAGAACCCAAGCAGAAAUAAUUCAAUAUGCUAAGUUCCUGAAAUCGAAGGGCGAGAGCCACUGGUGACACCCAUUCAUAUUAUUCUGUAUUAAAUAUUUCAUUGUG
Dendroctonus ponderosae (mountain pine beetle) is the source of this 489-nucleotide messenger RNA. Its product is annotated as cytochrome c oxidase subunit 6b-2. NCBI's taxonomy places the organism in Eukaryota, Metazoa, Arthropoda, Insecta, Coleoptera, Curculionidae. Gene Ontology annotation, cellular component: respiratory chain complex IV; mitochondrion. The coding region runs from base 104 to 403 and encodes 99 amino acids. The record is from RefSeq and is a predicted model, not a curated record. The transcript has 4 exons.